ACCGCAAAGAAGUCGCGCUUUGAUUGGGCCGCUGUCAGGUGUCGCUGCCUGCAGGUUCGGCUGCGCGAGCGGAGGGAGGCGGGACUCAAGAGUAGCCUUCCUCGAGGACCUGCCUUUCCCAUUUGCUGCCUGAAGUUAAUGUUUCUUGCUGGCCAAAUCAGGGACAUGCCGGCAUUAGCGGGAUGAGUGGGUGUUCCGGCAGGGAUGUGGUCAUUGACGGCCAGUGAGGGCGAGAGUACCACGGCCCACUUCUUCCUUGGAGCUGGAGAUGAGGGGCUGGGCACCCGUGGAAUAGGCAUGAGGCCAGAAGAGAGUGACAGCGAGCUCCUUGAGGAUGAGGAGGAUGAAGUGCCUCCUGAACCUCAGAUCAUUGUUGGCAUCUGUGCCAUGACCAAGAAAUCCAAGUCCAAGCCAAUGACUCAAAUCCUAGAGCGACUCUGCAGAUUUGACUACCUGACUGUUGUCAUUCUGGGAGAAGAUGUAAUCCUUAAUGAACCUGUGGAAAACUGGCCAUCCUGCCACUGCCUCAUCUCUUUCCACUCCAAAGGCUUUCCUCUGGACAAAGCUGUUGCUUACUCCAAGCUUCGAAACCCCUUUCUUAUCAAUGAUCUGGCCAUGCAGUAUUACAUCCAAGAUAGGAGGGAGGUGUACCGGAUCCUGCAGGAAGAGGGUAUUGAUCUGCCUCGAUAUGCUGUGCUCAACCGUGAUCCUGCCCGGCCUGAGGAAUGCAACCUGAUAGAAGGUGAAGACCAAGUAGAGGUCAAUGGAGCUGUCUUUCCCAAGCCCUUUGUGGAGAAGCCAGUGAGUGCAGAAGACCACAAUGUUUACAUCUACUACCCCAGCUCAGCUGGAGGAGGAAGCCAGCGUCUCUUUCGUAAGAUUGGCAGCCGAAGCAGUGUUUACUCUCCUGAGAGCAGCGUCCGAAAGACGGGGUCGUACAUCUAUGAGGAGUUUAUGCCAACAGAUGGCACAGAUGUCAAGGGUGAGCUGUGGGCAUACUCAGUGAUGCUAUGUACCUGCAGGUGUAUACAGUGGGGCCAGAUUAUGCCCAUGCUGAAGCUAGAAAAUCUCCAGCUUUGGAUGGGAAGGUUGAACGAGACAGUGAGGGGAAAGAGAUUCGAUAUCCAGUCAUGCUGACUGCCAUGGAAAAGCUGGUGGCCAGGAAAGUCUGCGUAGCUUUCAAGCAAACAGUUUGUGGAUUUGACCUUCUUCGUGCCAAUGGUCAUUCCUUUGUGUGUGAUGUCAAUGGCUUUAGUUUUGUCAAGAACUCGAUGAAAUACUACGAUGACUGUGCCAAGAUUCUGGGGAACACCAUAAUGCGGGAGCUUGCCCCACAGUUCCAGAUUCCAUGGUCCAUCCCCACGGAGGCUGAGGACAUUCCCAUUGUUCCCACCACAUCUGGCACUAUGAUGGAACUUCGUUGUGUCAUUGCAAUUAUUCGUCAUGGGGAUCGUACUCCCAAGCAGAAGAUGAAGAUGGAAGUGAAACACCCAAGGUUUUUUGCUCUGUUUGAAAAACAUGGUGGCUACAAGACAGGGAAAUUAAAACUCAAGCGACCUGAGCAGCUCCAGGAGGUGCUGGAUAUCACAAGGCUGUUGUUGGCUGAACUGGAGAAAGAACCAGGUGGUGAGAUCGAGGAGAAGACUGGAAAACUAGAGCAGCUGAAGUCUGUACUGGAGAUGUAUGGUCACUUCUCAGGUAUAAACCGGAAGGUACAAUUGACUUACUACCCUCAUGGAGUAAAAGCUUCUAAUGAGGGGCAAGAUCCACAGAGGGAAACUCUGGCCCCAUCUCUGUUGCUGGUACUGAAGUGGGGUGGAGAACUGACUCCUGCUGGCCGUGUUCAGGCUGAGGAGCUGGGGCGAGCUUUUCGCUGCAUGUACCCUGGAGGACAGGGUGACUAUGCUGGCUUCCCUGGUUGUGGGCUGCUUCGUCUCCAUAGCACUUUCCGCCACGAUCUCAAGAUCUAUGCCUCUGAUGAGGGUCGUGUUCAGAUGACUGCUGCUGCCUUCGCCAAGGGCCUUCUGGCUCUAGAAGGGGAGCUGACACCCAUUUUGGUGCAAAUGGUGAAGAGUGCCAACAUGAAUGGGCUACUGGACAGCGAUGGGGAUUCCUUGAGCAGCUGCCAGCACCGGGUGAAGGCUCGGCUGCACCAUAUUCUACAGCAGGAUGCGCCCUUUGGCCCUGAGGACUACGAUCAGUUCUGGGCUCAUCUGAUCUUGCUUGGAGUCUCUCCUGAAAUUGCAGUCAGAUAUUGACUGGAGCUGGAACCAUCUGGAAGUUCAGCUGGGACUGUGGGAUGGCUGGCUCUCUCCCUCUUCAUGCUCUCCCUGUAACCUCAGUGCCUCUUUUCUCCACAUGGUUCUUCAUAUGGUUUCCGUAGCAUGAUAGCCAGAAGUAUUAAAUGGUAGCUUUAGGGAUAUUCAAAAGCAGAAGCUUAGAAGCUUUCUUAAAGUGUAGGCCCAGAAAUAGCACAACAUAACUUUGUUAUUUUUUAUUGGUUAAACAGUUACAGGGCCAGCCAGAUUUAAGGGAAGGGAAGGAAAGGAAGACAAAGAAUUGAUGGUCAUCUUUAAAGCACUACAAGGACUGUAGACCACAAGGACUUUCCUCCCAUUUUACAGAUGAGGAAACCUAGGCUCAGAAGAAUCUAAGCAAUUUUCCUCAUGUCAUCCAGCUAAUACAAACCGAAGGGGUCUAACUCCAACGCCCAGGCUGUUACAUUGCUUUAUAGUAUUAAUCCCACUAUAUGCCAUUACCCAAUAUGGUCGUUCUUUUUCCUGCAUAUCUAGGCCACAAAUGACCAGGCAGUGGUUUUCUACUCUUCCCACUCCUCAUUUCUGAUAUGUUCUUUUAAAAAAAUGUUUAAAACUUUAAAAUUGUGGUACCAUUUUAACCAUUUUUAAGUUUACAGUUCAGUAGCAUUACAUGUAUUUACAUUGUUGUGUAACAUUUCUGAUUGGUUCUUAAAUGAGUUAAGUAGCUAAGCACAUUGCUGUGAGCCCAUAGGAUUUUCUGUGUUCUCUGAGUAGGACUUGAUAAGGAACAGGACCUUGCUCCUUUAUUUCCCAAUCCAUUGCUCACUGUCAAACUCAAAAAAGCUAAGGCAGCUUUCCUUUCUGCCUUGCCUUCUUUUGCGAGCAAGAAUGAAACUUGUGAGGACCUAAACAGAAUUGUGCAUUUUCAGCCACAGUCUUGAUUCUGCCUCCACAUUUCUCAUUGACUGUUACUGUCCUACAAGCCUGAGUCAGAACCCAGUUUUGAGGCAGCAUUUCUACUCUAGGCUCAGGCUAGCAUCUUGUUUAGAGGAAGAAGAUAAUGUUAUCUGUGAUCUCUACUCAUGAAAACAUUCUGUGGAGAUUUUGAGGGAUUUUGGUUCAAUCUUUAUUCUCCAGUAUUUUCCAUGUGUAUUCUAGAGCCCUCAAGAAAAGAACUUAGGUCUGUUUUAUUUUCUCUGGACUCUUAAAAUCAAUCCCUCUUAGACGACUAUAUGCUAGAGCAGUGCCCUUACCUGAAGGCCUAGAACUGCUAGUAUGCCCAGUAACCUAAGAAUGCUCACUGGAGUGAACCAACAUACAGAGCUGUAUUGUGAGUAGUCUCUGUGUAAUAAACUCACAGGAAUCUGGGCAAUUAGUGCCGAGCCUGUCUUGCUUUUCUUCUCUCUAUUCUUCAUAGCUGGCUCCCACCAGAAGUACUUCCCUGCUCAACUCCAUGACUAUCAUCCAGAAUCCUGUGAAGGUCUGUGAUCAGGUAUUUGCCCUGAUCGAAAACCUCACCCACCAGAUCCGGGAACGAAUGCAGGACCCCAGGUCUGUAGACCUGCAGCUCUACCACAGUGAGACACUAGAGCUAAUGCUACAGCGUUGGAGCAAGCUGGAGCGUGACUUUCGACAGAAGAGUGGGCGCUAUGAUAUCAGUAAGAUCCCUGACAUCUAUGACUGUGUCAAGUAUGAUGUGCAGCACAAUGGGAGUCUGGGACUUCAAGGCACAGCAGAGUUGCUCCGUCUCUCUAAGGCACUGGCUGAUGUGGUCAUUCCCCAGGAGUACGGGAUCAGUCGGGAGGAGAAACUGGAAAUUGCUGUGGGCUUCUGUCUUCCACUGUUGCGGAAGAUACUACUUGACCUGCAGAGAACCCACGAGGAUGAGUCUGUCAACAAGCUGCAUCCCCUGUACUCCCGAGGCGUGCUCUCCCCAGGUCGCCACGUUCGAACGCGUCUCUAUUUCACCAGUGAGAGCCAUGUCCACUCCCUGCUCAGUGUCUUCCGUUAUGGAGGACUUCUUGAUGAGACCCAGGAUGCACAAUGGCAGCGAGCUUUGGAUUAUCUUAGUGCCAUCUCAGAGCUUAACUACAUGACCCAGAUUGUCAUCAUGCUUUAUGAGGACAACACACAGGAUCCCUUAUCAGAGGAACGGUUCCAUGUGGAGCUACACUUCAGCCCCGGAGUGAAAGGUGUUGAGGAAGAAGGCAGUGCCCCGGCUGGCUGUGGAUUCCGUCCAGCCUCUUCUGAGAAUGAGGAGAUGAAAACCAACCAAGGCAGUAUGGAGAACCUGUGUCCAGGAAAGGCAUCAGAUGAACCAGACCGGGCAUUGCAGACUUCACCCCAGCCUCCUGAGGGCCCUGGCCUUCCGAGGAGAUCACCCCUCAUUCGUAACCGAAAAGCUGGUUCCAUGGAGGUACUUUCUGAGACUUCAUCCUCGAGGCCUGGUGGCUACCGGCUCUUUUCAUCUUCACGGCCACCCACAGAAAUGAAGCAGAGUGGCCUAGGCUCACAGUGCACAGGGCUGUUCAGCACCACAGUGCUGGGUGGCUCCUCCAGUGCCCCGAAUCUUCAGGACUACGCCCGCAGCCAUGGCAAAAAGCUACCACCUGCCAGUCUGAAGCACCGAGAUGAGCUCUUGUUUGUCCCGGCCGUAAAACGAUUUUCUGUGUCGUUUGCAAAGCAUCCGACUAACGGGUUUGAAGGGUGUUCCAUGGUGCCUACCAUCUACCCUCUGGAAACACUGCAUAAUGCCCUUUCCCUACGUCAAGUGAGUGAAUUCUUGAGUAGAGUCUGCCAGCGCCACACUGAUGCCCAGGCACAGGCAUCUGCAGCCCUCUUUGAUUCCAUGCACAGCAGCCAGGCCUCAGAUAACCCAUUUUCUCCACCACGUACUCUUCAUUCACCUCCCCUGCAACUCCAGCAGCGCUCUGAGAAGCCCCCUUGGUACAGCAGUGGCCCUUCUAGCACUGUGUCCAGUGCUGGUCCUUCUUCCCCUACUACAGUAGAUGGUAACUCCCAAUUUGGCUUCAGUGAUCAACCCUCCCUAAAUUCACACGUGGCUGAAGAACAUCAAGGCCUUGGGCUGCUCCAGGAGACCCCUGGGAGUGGAGCACAAGAGCUCUCCAUAGAAGGGGAGCAAGAGCUUUUUGAACCAAAUCAGUCCCCACAGGUGCCACCUAUGGAAACCAGCCAGCCAUACGAGGAGGUCAGCCAGCCAUGUCAGGAGGUCCCUGACAUCAGCCAGCCAUGCCAGGACAUUUCUGAGGCGCUCAGCCAGCCAUGUCAGAAGGUCCCUGACAUCAGCCAGCAAUGCCAGGAGAACCAUGACAAUGGUAACCACACAUGCCAGGAGGUCCCUCACAUCAGCCAGCCAUGCCAGAAGUCCAGCCAACUGUGCCAGAAAGUCUCUGAGGAAGUUUGCCAGCUAUGUCUGGAGAACUCCGAGGAGGUCAGCCAGCCAUGCCAGGGGGUCUCUGUGGAGGUUGGCAAGCUGGUCCAUAAGUUCCAUGUAGGGGUUGGUAGCUUGGUCCAGGAAACCCUUGUAGAAGUUGGCAGCCCAGCUGAAGAGAUCCCUGAGGAGGUCAUCCAGCCAUACCAGGAGUUCUCUGUGGAGGUUGGCAGGCUGGCCCAGGAGACUUCUGCGAUCAAUCUGUUAUCUCAGGGCAUCCCUGAGAUUGAUAAACCAUCCCAAGAGUUCCCUGAGGAGAUUGAUCUGCAGGCCCAGGAGGUCCCUGAGGAGAUAAAUUAGAAGUCCUGGGUGGUCCCUGAAGUGAUUGAUCAGCUGCCUGGAGAGGGUAUUCCUCAAGCCCAGCAUCCAUCUGGUGAUCCAAACCCUCAGAGCCAGUCUCUAGCCCAUGACCAGCACUCACCCCUUCCACCAGCAACAUGUGAUUAAUUUUCUCAUUAGUGGUAUCACACUAUACCAGCCAUUUGAGCCAGCAACCUUUUCUGUUGGCUAACUCACUGGCCAGCUCUCACCAGCGGUGUCUGGGGAAGUAGUUCUCUUUGUAUGAAGCAUACCUGUGCCAGAGCUGUGGUUGAGGAGGAGCCAGUUUUAGGUUCGAAGAAGCCAUUGGCUCCUCACUUAGCCAUUAGACUUGAAUAGGAUUUCCUUGGGGUGGGUUGGUCUGUCAUUACCCAGCCUUCUCUGAGCAUCCUAGGAAAUCACAGAUUGUUAAAGGAAAUGCCGCUUCACUGCUGAAGACACCAUCUGGCGACAGCAAAUGCAAAAGAGGGGACUCUAGGGUCUUCACUUUUCUGGGGAAAUGUUCACGACUUCUCAAGGUACGCUUAGACCAUAUGUGCAUUCAGGGGACUCUUGUCUUUGCCAGCACUCCUCAGGUGAGCCCGGGAUGGCUAUCUGAAAUGUCUGGAAAAUAGAGUCCCUUCCCCAAACAUCUGACAUGGCCACUAAAUCUUUAGACUUGCCUUAUAGAUCCUUCCAUAUCAUCCCCAAGUGCCCCUUCUGCCUCAGUCCUGUUCCUCUGGGCAAUAGCUCUAGGGAAAAGUAGGUAUUAGACUGCUGUGCAAAAUUCAGAGCAACUACUUAAAAUGCUCUAGAGGAUUCUUAGCCAGUCUGUGAAAGUGGGCCUCCUCUGUGGUGGGGCUGUUUGGCUUAGGAGAUGCUGUAGUAGUAGAGAUAAUCAGGUUCUAUUUUAAGCAAUCAGCAGAGAUCAAUAUUGUACAGAUACAAGCAAAGGUUUAAUAAAUAUAUAUAUAUAUAUUUAUUUCUGUAGUUGUGCCAGGGACAGACUGGCCAAAGACCAAACACUGCAGGGUCCCCAAGAAAUUUGUCCUUAUAUCAUUGUGUCUGAGGGCCAGAUAUGAUUAUGAAGCUUUUUCCAAAGAUCCAGGGAUGGGAAUGGGAGUGGGUAGGAGGGGUAAUGCGGUCAUUGGAGUCGGGGGCUGGAACAUUAUGAGUGCUCAAUAAAUAUAAACUAAUGAGAA
Messenger RNA from Homo sapiens (human), 7208 nucleotides. RefSeq names its product diphosphoinositol pentakisphosphate kinase 1 (gene PPIP5K1). Lineage: Eukaryota; Metazoa; Chordata; Mammalia; Primates; Hominidae. The record is from RefSeq and is marked reviewed. Gene Ontology annotation, cellular component: plasma membrane; cytosol. The transcript has 31 exons. Gene Ontology annotation, biological process: inositol phosphate metabolic process. Bases 3712 to 6009 code for a protein of 765 amino acids. Gene Ontology annotation, molecular function: inositol hexakisphosphate 1-kinase activity; diphosphoinositol pentakisphosphate kinase activity; 5-diphosphoinositol pentakisphosphate 1-kinase activity.